Molecule: messenger RNA, 2594 nt
Organism: Grus americana (Whooping crane)
Lineage: Eukaryota; Metazoa; Chordata; Aves; Gruiformes; Gruidae
Product: ADP-ribosyl cyclase/cyclic ADP-ribose hydrolase 1-like
Exons: 8
Coding region: 72-998 (308 amino acids)
Biological process (GO): positive regulation of B cell proliferation
Cellular component (GO): plasma membrane
Molecular function (GO): NAD+ nucleosidase activity; phosphorus-oxygen lyase activity
Source: RefSeq, a predicted model, not a curated record
CACGCUAGAAAGCUGUUUUCCCUUCGCGCUGGGAGCGCAGUUGGUGCUGCUCUUCAGCGAGCCCUCGCAGCAUGCCGUUCCAGCAGGGCUCUGCCCGGACGCGGCAACGCACCGUCCUUCUGGUGGGGAUCGCGGUCCUGCUGGCCGCCCUCGUCCUCGCCGUCUUGCUGGCCUCUGUCCUUACUCACGGAACGCAAGAGGUCAGUCCCAAAAUGAUGAAGUGGAAGGACAGAGGGACCACUAAGAAUCUGAAAGAAGUCAUCCUGGGAAGAUGCUACAACUACAUCAUGGCGCGGUACCCUGAGCUGGGAGAUAAGGAUUGCCUGAAAAUAUGGGAAUCAUUAAAGCAUGCGUUCAUUUACAAGAAUCCCUGUAACAUUACAUCGGAAGAUUAUCAGCCUUUAAUGGAGUUAACGAGUCAUCCCAUACCCUGUAACAAGUCACUGUUUUGGAGCAAGACAAGUGACCUCGCUCAUCGUUAUACAAAAUCCAAUCAAAAUUUCCUUACCUUGGAGGACACCUUGUUGGGUUAUAUUGCUGAUAGUGUUUCAUGGUGUGGAGACCCCUCUGCCCCAGGAAUCAACUAUGAGUCUUGUCCAAAACGAAGUGAAUGUGAGAGCAACCCUAGCUCUGUAUUCUGGAAAAUGGCGUCCAAGAUGUUUGCAGAAGCAGCAUGUGGUGAGGUUCAGGUGAUGCUCAAUGGAUCACUAGAAGCUGGAGCUUUCAGAAGCAGCAGCAUUUUUGGAAGUAUUGAGAUCUUUAAUUUAAAUCCAGGUAAAGUCUCUGCAGUACAUAUUUGGCUUAUGCAUGACAUCGGUGGACCUCAAAGUGAAUCCUGCUCAGGUCAUUCCAUAAAGAAGUUAAAAAGCAUCUUAGAAGAGCGAAACUUUAUGAUCACCUGUGAAGACAAUUACAGGCCGGUUCAGCUUCUUCAGUGUGUGCAUAACCCUGACCACACAGACUGCAGAUUCUGCACCAACACCAUGGCGACUCCAUGAAACGGAGCGCUCCGCACUAUUGAAGACUUUCAUUAUUUGCGCGUAAAGCUGGAAAAGAUGUGGCUACAUUGCUUAGAGUGAUAAAUAGUAGCGUGGUGUGUACAGAGUCCAUAACCAGAAAUCCUUGCUGUGAUACUAAUGGCCAAGGAGCAGCAGAUGAUGUUUUAGGUGUGAUUACUGUACGCGCACACGCGCACAUACCCACACGCUAUUUCAGAGGGGCCGGGGACAUGUUCAGUGGUUGAGGGCAGACGCCUUGCCCUGGUUUGCUCCCUCCUGUACAGCUCCCCUUGUGUUCAGAGGGUCAGAGCAGGGAUUCCCUGGGCCGUGCACACAGAAUAAGGAGAUUUUCCAGCAGAGGCAGAACUUGCUCGGGUCAGCGCUCGCAUUCCUCCCCGCAGGAAGUCUGGAUGGGAAAUGACCAGAGCACGCUAUGCUCCCCGUGCAUCCCAGUGCAACAUCCCGCAGAGGGGAACGUUGCCCAGUGGCACAUGAUAUAAACCGUGUUUCUCCCAGGGACUGUGGCAUCUCUGAGCAGGUAAAGUAAGCGGUUGAAGAGGCAGAGUAGUUCUUGCCUUUUAAUGGGCAUCACAGUACGUGGCUGGUGGGGAAACGCCUGAGCUGAGCCAAGAAGAGACCCGAAAUGACUCGGAGGGUUGCCAGCAUCUGUAAGAACGUGUCAAGUGUGUAGCUGGGGAGAUGAAAUAGCAAGACUGACUCAGGCAGCCCCAUUAAAAUCCUACUGGAAACACCACUGCAGCUCAGAUUACAUUUUAUUCUUAAUACAGCAAUAAGCAUAAGCCUUCCAACUUUCAUAAAAGGUCCCUCAGGCCACAGCUUGGCCAUCCACUGGAACAGAGACAAACAUCAAAAGGCUGCCGCAAUAAGGAGUCUCUCUUAACCUCCAUUUCUGAGGUGAAAGGUGACGCCUUUGGUCUAAAAUUCACAAGCACAGACAUGCCGCGCUACACUGAAACAGCAGGUUACAUUGAUUUCCUUGGAUUUCCAUUUUGCCGGUCUCAUAUGCAUAUUCAAGUGCAGUGUUUAUAACAAAAUAAAGAUCUGAGGCCAGCUUGUGGCCUCGGCUGUAGUGCCUUUGUGCAGUGCCAUUGACACUAAGAGAACAGAGCAGCUUUCGCUACAGAUACACUCCUAGGCGUUGCAGUGGCAGCACAACCAGCAAUUGGCAAUUCAUUAGGCAGACCGCGGUUUCCGCCAUCCCAGAAGGUUAUAAUGCUGCACGUUUUAGUGACUGCCCGGGGUGCGAAGCAUCCUUCUGGAACUACACAAGCUGGUGUAAUUCUGAGCAUCUCUCGAUAAACCUUUGCUGUGUAAUACACAGGCCUGCACUGAGCAUAGCUGGACCAUGCCCAAGACCUCACCCAUAAUGUUUACAUUACGUGAAAUCUCUUUGUAUUUGCCCUCUGUUAUGUAACUACUUAGAGGCAUCAAUGCAGACUCAUACCAAUACUUUCAAAUAGGUUAUUUCUGACUAUAGGUCAAGAGUUUGUCUUCAUGCUCACUUUUGUACCUCUUCUGUUGUAAUAUAAAAUGUUGACUGUAAAACUGAGGUCUAUAAUAAAAUUGCUGAUGGCA